Messenger RNA from Trichomonas vaginalis G3, 1323 nucleotides. RefSeq lists its product as uncharacterized. The transcript has a single exon. NCBI's taxonomy places the organism in Eukaryota, Parabasalia, Trichomonadida, Trichomonadidae. Bases 1 to 1323 code for a protein of 440 amino acids. The record is from RefSeq and is a predicted model, not a curated record.
AUGGAAAGUGGUGUGCUCGAUAACGAUGGAAGUGAAAUCUUCCUCGGCACAAUACCACAUAAUCUCCUGAUUCCUGAACAUGAGCCGCCUAAAACUUUUGGAAUUCUAGAUAUUCGGCCCGAUAAAAUUACGGCUCCUCCAGUAUUCACAGAAGAAGAAACUCUUCAAGCAAUGCAAAACCUCGGUGUCAAGCCAGAGGACUUGGUUCCUCAUGAAGUUCCCGAAUCUCAAGCAAAUAACGCAAUUAUUGCGAUGCAAAUUCAAAUAGAACUCGAGAAAAAACGAUUAGCAACCAUUGAACGUGUUAUUACAGAACGACAGUUAUUAUUAAAUCGAUCUAAAAAGGAUAUUGAAAUAAAUUUACCGAAAAGCAGAAAAUCUACAAGAAAAAAAUCGAAAAAGCGGAAAGUACGAGCACCAAAAGCCUCUCAAGGAUCAGAUGAUAAGCCUAAAUCAAAAAUUCCACAACCAAAGAAAAGAAAGAAAUUUGUAUCGAAAACUAAGUCAGAGAUAACUAAUCUCGAUACCAACAGACGGAUUAAGGACCCUGCUCUUAUCGAGCGCAGACAUAAGAACGCAGCUCUCGCUAAAGCUCGAAAUGAAGAGUCAAAAGUCAAUUCAGCUUUAAACGCACUGAAAAAGGUAGAAGCAGCUGAAAGGAACAAGAACUUAUUACGAGAACAGCAGCAGGCUUUGUUGAAAGAGCGUGCUGCCAAGAGAUUAGAGAGAAUCAAAGCAAAAGAACUUAGACAAGAAGAAAAAUUCGAAAAUAGAAAGGCUCAAGCGCGAAAAGAGAUGCAACGUGAAGAAAGAACAUAUGAUAAGAUCAGAAGGAAGGAAAUGAAGAAGUUUGAAGAAGAACAAAAAUGGAGAAUGGCAAAAAUUUACGGAAACCCACCAAACAUCAAGGAAUCGAAGAGUAACUUCCAAGAACUUCGAAAGAAACUGCUUGGAAUCAAAUCGACUCGUCCUUCUUCGCCUCCUCAAGAAAAAUCUACGGAUUCUUCCUUAAUCAGCUCUAAGAACAAUAGUCCUGUAAAUAAUAAUGCCAAACCAAAGAAUAAGGGUGUUAAUAAGUCUUCGAAGCAAAAAGAGUCGAAAUUAUCAAUUUUGCCGAAUUUGGCAAAAUUACCACAAGUUAAAAGCCGCCCAUCGCCUGACAAUACUCCCAAGAAAGCUUCUGGAAGUAAUAUGUCGAGAGCGAGCAAUGGAUCGAAUAAUAGCGAUACAUCUGUCUCUGAAUUUCUUCUGCCAGUCAAGAAAGUGCGGCCAAUUGUUCCUGCACGUGGUUCUCACAUACCAUACUUUAGGCCAAAGAAAUAA